GUUUCAAAUGCCAUCGCUUUUCUUUUCAGAGGGGCUGUUUGUGUCAUACACUAUAUAUACAAACUAUAACUACUACUAUUAUCUUUCAUCUGUGUGCAGCAAAAGAUCCAGCAAAAACAGAGGAGCUCAUUGUCCAACAGGCUCCUACAGCUCCGCUCAAACAGUGAGAGAAACUUGACUACAUUCUCCAUAUAGAUGUACAACAACACACCUUUAUGUAAUAGGGACAUAGUCAUAACUGCCUUGUGGAUAACUUCAGUGAGGAAAACGGCCGCAUUGACAGUCCGCUUGUGUCAUCUGGAUGAAAGGCGCCGUAAGCAGCAGCAUGGUGAAGGAGAAUAAAUGGGAUAUUCCUCCAAACGCGCCCGCGUGCAUGGAAAAACACCUGUGCGCGGCCCGGUACCGAUCAGAUGGAGCCUUACUGCUUGCCGCUUCCAGUCUCACAGGCAGAAAUUGGCAGGGCUCUGUUUGGCUCUACAGUAACCCAGAGCAGGCCCCCAACGAGGGCUUCUGUAAGGCAGGAGUGCAGACUGAAGCUGGGGUCACAGAUGUCAAGUGGCUGUCUGACAAAGACAUAGUUCUUGCAUCAGAUUCUGGUGCCUUGGAGCUGUGGGAGCUGACAGAGAACGAGUGUCUGCUGGUGAACAGAUGGACCAAAUAUGAGCAUGACAACAUUGUGACCAGUGUGAGCCCGAUGUGUGGAGCAAGUGGUGCUGUUACUGGUAGCAUGGACUACAGAGUUAAAGUCUGGGAUCUUAGUCAGGAGACUGUUGUUACUACCUAUCAUGCUCAUACAGACUCUGUGAAUUGUGUUGUCUGCAGUCCUACAGACGAUUCCCUGUUUGUGUCAUGUGGACAAGAUGGUCGUGUGUUGUUAUGGGACAAAAGAAAGUCAACUAAACCAGCCUCAAGAAUAGAUGUGCCAAGUCCCCUCUGCUCCCCAACUACUAUAGCCUGGAACCCACAUCACAGAAGCACUAUUGCAAUUGGUGAUGAACUGGGCAGAGUAACUAUAAAAGAUUUCCAGGGGGUGGAGCCAGCUCAGAUGCAGAAUGUCCACAGUCGCAGAGUGAAUGAACUUGCCUUCUCCACACAUAGCGCUGCUUUGCUGGCUUCAAUAAGCAAUGACUGUUCCGUAGCUGUGAUAAACUCUGAACUGAAAGAAAUAUAUCGAGACCGGAGACACCAGGACUUUGUCAAAGGUGUGAGUUGGCUCCAUGGAGGCUCUAACUCUCUGAGCACUGUCGGCUGGGACCAUGCAGUUCUGCACCACACUGUCACUUCUGAUACUAACUCUAACUCUUAGAUUCAAAAUACAUACUCCUAGGUAAUGUGGAAUUAGCUGCUAAAAACAGUGCAUUUUUGAGAUUUUAUUCACAGCUUUGAGUCUGGUCGUUUUUACUGAAGGAUUUCCAAAGCACACCUUGCCAAUGUCAAGUACUUAAAUACGGUUUCAAAAACUCUUGCCGUUAUGUCAUUAUGUGUUUUCAUUUUGGUCAGGCUGGUUGUUAUGGUUAAAUCUACAUUAAACGUACUGUAAUAAUAA
Messenger RNA from Boleophthalmus pectinirostris (great blue-spotted mudskipper), 1546 nucleotides. RefSeq names its product WD repeat domain 77 (gene wdr77). The transcript is spliced from 11 exons. The record is from RefSeq and is a predicted model, not a curated record. NCBI's taxonomy places the organism in Eukaryota, Metazoa, Chordata, Actinopteri, Gobiiformes, Gobiidae. Gene Ontology annotation, molecular function: protein binding. Gene Ontology annotation, cellular component: methylosome. Bases 302 to 1306 code for a protein of 334 amino acids. Gene Ontology annotation, biological process: oocyte axis specification.